CCCACCCACCAACCAACCCACCAACCCUUUCCACCCUUAUUCCCACCUCCCCCCAUCUCUCCUCCGCCAACACCACCCCUCUCUGGUCGAACCUCAGAUCCUCAACAUCUCCUGUGACGGGCAGUGGUCACGGAAACACAGAGCGAGACGAGGGGAGCGCUGCCGAGGAGGGGGAAACGUGCACUAAGCCAUUUUCUUGGGGGAGCCAGUGUCGUUGAUGGGAAGAGGAUGCAUUGCGGGCUGCUGGAGGAGCCUGAUAUGGAUUCCACAGAGAGCUGGAUUGAAAGAUGCCUCAAUGAAAGUGAGAGCAAGCGAUAUUCCAGUCACACGUCCCUGGGGAACAUGUCCAACGAUGAACAUGAAGAAAAAGAAAACAAUAGAGCCUCUAAACCUCAUUCAACACCGGCUACUCUGGAAUGGCUAGAUGAAAACUACGAGAUAGCCGAAGGUGUGUGCAUCCCCCGAAGCGCCCUGUACAUGCAUUACCUGGACUUCAGCGAAAAGCAUGACACGCAGCCUGUGAACGCAGCCAGCUUUGGAAAGAUCAUAAGGCAGCAGUUUCCAGCACUGACGACCAGAAGACUGGGGACAAGAGGGCAGUCCAAGUACCAUUACUACGGCAUCGCAGUGAAGGAGACCUCCCAGUAUUAUGACGUGAUGUACUCCAAGAAGGGAGCGGCGUGGGUGAACGAGACGGGGAAGAAAGAGGUCACGAAGCAGACAGUGGCGUAUUCACCGCGCUCCAAACUGGGGACGCUCCUGCCAGAGUUUCCAAAUGUCAAAGACCUAAAUUUGCCUGCCAGCCUGCCAGAAGAGAGGGUGUCAACCUUCAUCAUGAUGUACAGAACGCACUGUCAGAGGAUACUGGACACCGUGAUUCGAGCCAACUUUGACGAGGUCCAAAGCUUCCUGCUGCACUUCUGGCAGGGCAUGCCGCCCCACAUGCUCCCUGUCCUCGGCUCGCCCACAGUGGUGAACAUCGUCGGAGUUUGUGACUCCAUCCUCUAUAAGGCCAUUUCUGGGGUGCUGAUGCCCACCGUCCUGCAAGCACUGCCUGAUAGUUUGACUCAGGUUAUCCGAAAAUUUGCCAAACAGCUCGAUGAGUGGCUUAAAAUAGCACUUCACGACCUUCCUGAAAACCUGAGGAAUAUCAAAUUUGAACUGUCGAGGAGAUUUUCUCAGAUUCUCAAGCGGCAAACGUCAUUAAACCAUCUAUGUCAGGCAUCUCGGACGGUGAUAAACAGCGCCGACAUAACCUUUCAAAUGUUGGAGGACUGGAGGAACGUGGACUUGAACAGCAUCACCAAGCAGACACUUUACACCAUGGAAGACUCACAGGAGGAGCACAGGCAGCUUAUUAUCCACUUGUAUCAGGAGUUUGACCGUCUGCUGGAGGAGCAGUCUCCCAUCGAGGCUUACAUCGAGUGGCUGGACUCGAUGGUGGAUCGCUGCGUCGUCAAGGUGGCAGGGAAGAGGCCCGGGUGCCUGAAGAAGGUGGCCCAACAGUUCCUGCUGAUGUGGUCAUGUUUUGGUACCAGAGUCAUCCGGGAUAUGACCCUCCACAGCGCGCCCAGCUUUGGAUCCUUCCACCUGAUCCAUCUCAUGUUUGACGAUUAUGUGCUUUACCUGCUGGAGUCCCUGCACUGCCAGGAGAGGGCCAACGACCUCAUGAGGGCCAUGAAAAGCGAGGGCAGCACAGCGGAGCGAGAGGAGGAGUUCCCGCUGGCAGAAACCACUCCCACCUCCCCGUCUCCGGGGUCCUACUCUCCGGCUCGGUCCGUCCACUCGGUGGGCGUCUCCUCGGCCAGCUCCCCCACAGCGGCCGUGUCCCCGGAGUACUCGGGAGUCGCCGCCGCCGCUGCCGCCGCCGCCGCCACCACAGGCGCUGUUCAGUCAUAUACCUGGUCCCUUACAUACACAGUGACAACAGCAGGCGGCUCCACCCCAGAGGCCGAACAGCAGCUGUCCUGCAUGAGGAGCAGCGCCCCUGUCCCGCCUCCAUCUUCUGCCCACAGGCUGCCAGUCUACACCCACAGAGAGGAGCAUGGGUACACUGGUAGCUACAACUAUGGCAGCUACGCCAGCCAGCAUCCCCACUCCAUCCAGAGCCAGUACCCGAGUCUGGCCCAUGAGCCGGCGAUCCCAGCCCCCCUUCACUACUCCGCCUACCACCGCUCAUCUGCACAGUACCAACUCAACGGCCAGAUGUCUCGAAUGGAGCCUUGCUUGAUGGGCAGCACUCCUCGGUUGCACCCCACACCUGUCGCCCCCCGGUGGCCAGAUGUGUCCCCUGCCAACAGCUGUUACACCAGCCCACCUAUGCAUUCAUCCCGCUAUGCCACCUCCGGGGACAUGUACUCUCCCCUGGGCCCACGCAGAAACUCUGAGUACGAACACUCGCAGCAUUUUCCCGGCUUCGCCUACAUCAACGGAGAGGCCACCACGGGCUGGGCCAAAUAGCCUUCAAGCAAUGCUUUGGACAUCCGUGCACAAUCUCCAGGCCCGCGAAAAGCCAGGAGGAUGCAAAGUCUCUGAACACUUCCAAUCAAGUGCAUCACAAAAGGAGGGGCAGGGGGUAAAAAAAAGUACCAAUGUAAGGUAAUAGGAAUCAUGGUAUGGACGUUUUGACAAUUUGACUCAUCGCACCAAUCGCUCUGAUGAUUGUGGUGCAAUUUGUGCGGAGGUUUAUUAAAAUUUCUUCAACAGCUGAUGGAAGAAGAAAUAUUUAAUCAUAUAGAUUGUCAAGAAAAAAAAAAAAAUGCAGCAAAAUCAUUUGAAGAGUGCAAUGCUGCUGCCAAGCUGUGCCUUUGUUUUAAGGAAUGUAUACACCUCUGCCAGAGUUUCUGUCAGUCUCACAAGUCAGCGCACAGGUCAGGCCACCGGCGGUCGCUCGGUAACGCCGGUGAGCGAUGGCCCCGCGUGCCGCGAGCUGUUCCUGACUCCAGUACAAUCUCAGCGACACCACUGUCUCCUCUUGUUGCUCGGCACCGUGCAGCGUCCUGUCUUGAGCUCUUUGCAGCAGAUUCGUCUGGGACGAUGAUGAACUGUUCUGCCUUAACCUGCACCUGGGACACCGGUUACAUUCAGUGGCACAAAGCCAAAACAUCACAGGCGACAGACUCGUGACCUCGACCGUCGCGCCGAAGUGUCUCUAUCUGUUUUUUAAAUGAUUGAACUGCUGUCACAAGCUUUUCCCCUGUUUUUUCUGUGACUAUAUAUACAUAUAUAUAUGUAUACGUAUAUAUAUAUAUAUAUGUAUAUGUAUAUAUAUAUAUAUUAUGUAUUUUCUGUAACUUUGUAACAUGGUGUAUUCUUUAUUUUCUAUGUUACAACUGGUACUCUGUUCUAUGUUUUGUAUGGUUAGUAAAGGACGCAUUAACCUAGGGUUGUGUGUUUUAUAAUGCACUCAAAGCUACUGAGGACCUAUUACCCUAUGGGUAUUUAUAAAACAAGGGAAAAUAUCAAAGUGUACAGUAACAUGAAGUCUAGUCACUUUUGUGUAAAUAAAAGCACUGCAAACCA
Messenger RNA from Mugil cephalus (flathead mullet), 3522 nucleotides. RefSeq names its product regulatory factor X, 4 (gene rfx4). The transcript is spliced from 18 exons. The coding region runs from base 229 to 2460 and encodes 743 amino acids. The record is from RefSeq and is a predicted model, not a curated record. Gene Ontology annotation, molecular function: RNA polymerase II cis-regulatory region sequence-specific DNA binding; DNA-binding transcription factor activity, RNA polymerase II-specific. NCBI's taxonomy places the organism in Eukaryota, Metazoa, Chordata, Actinopteri, Mugiliformes, Mugilidae. Gene Ontology annotation, biological process: regulation of transcription by RNA polymerase II.